Messenger RNA from Triticum turgidum subsp. durum (durum wheat), 1536 nucleotides. NCBI's taxonomy places the organism in Eukaryota, Viridiplantae, Streptophyta, Magnoliopsida, Poales, Poaceae. The record is from the annotation of a GenBank genome assembly.
AUGGCGGCUCAGGUAGACACCAUUGAAGUUCCCACGGACGCUGAGCUGCUGCAGGCGCAGGCUGACCUGUGGCGCCACAGCCUCUACUACCUCUCGUCCAUGGGGCUCCGUUGCGCCGUCCAGCUUGGGAUCCCGACCACCAUCCACCGCCUCGGCGGGGUCGCCUCACUGUCCGACCUGAUGGCCGCGUUGUCCCUUCCAUCGGUAAAGAUGCCGUUCCUCGGCCGGCUCAUGCGCGUGCUUGUCACGUCGGGCGUCUUCGCAGCCGACAAAGACUCUGAGUGCGGCGGGGAGCUCUACCGCCUCACCCCGUUGUCCCGCAUCCUUGUGGACGGCGUCGACGACGCGGAUGAGCACCACAGCCAAAAGUAUUUCGUGCUUGCCGUGACCUCGCCACGUCUCGCGGAGGCAGCGUUGGGGCUGGCGGACUGGUUCAAGAAGGACCUUGAGCCACCAGUGCCGUCUCCCUUCGAGGACAUGCAUGGCGCCCCUAUCUUUGAUGAGAGAACGCCCCUCAUGGACGAAGAGUUUGACGCCGUUACCAACCAAGGCUUGGCUGCCCACGACAACCUGGGGAUUGCCACCAUACUGCGAGAGUGCGGUGACAUCUUCAAGGGGCUUGAAUCUCUCACUGACUGCUGCGGUGGUGAUGGUACGACAGCGAGGGCUCUUGUCAAGGCUUACCCGCACAUCAAGUGCACCGUGUUGGACCUUCCGAAGGUGAUAGACAAAGCCCCAAAUGAUGGUGUCGUUAACUAUGUAGCGGGUGACCUGUUCCACACCGUCCCAUCUUCUCAAGCUGUGAUGCUCAAGCUUGUACUACAUUUCUGGAGCGAUGAGGAUUGUGUGAAAAUCUUGACCCAGUGCAAGAAGGCCAUUCCUCCGCGCGACGAGGGAGGAAAGGUAAUUAUCAUAGACAUCGUGAUUGGACCUUCCUUAGGGCCAAUAAUGUUUGAAGCCCAACUCCUGAUGGAUAUGCUCAUGAUGGUGAACACAAGAGGGGUCCAACGGAGUGAAAAUGACUGGCGCAAGCUAUUCAUGGAAGCAGGAUUCAAAGACUAUAAAAUUGUGAAGAAACUGGGAGCUCGAUGCGUUAUCGAGGCUUACCCUCACAUUAAGUGCACUGUUUUAGACCUUCCGAAGGUGAUCGACAAAGCCCCGGCUGAUGGUGUCAUCAACUAUGUUGCGGGUGACCUAUUCCACACCGUCCCACCAUCUCAAGCCGUGAUGCUCAAGCUUGUGCUACACUUUUGGAGCGACGAGGACUGUGUGAAAAUCCUAGCCCAGUGCAGAAAGGCCAUUCCUCCGCGUGAGGAGGGAGGAAAGGUGAUAAUCAUAGAGAUUGUGGUUGGACCUUCCUUAGGGCCAGUAAUGUUUGAAGCCCAACUCCUGAUGGAUAUGCUCAUGAUGGUAAACACAAGGGGUGGCCAACGUGAUGAAAACCACUGGUCCGAGCUAUUCAAGAAAGCCGGAUUCACGAACUACAAAAUUGUGAAGAAAUUGGGAGCUCGAUCCGUUAUCGAGGUCUACCCGUAA